Messenger RNA from Mycetomoellerius zeteki, 2600 nucleotides. It is a transcript of the gene sv, whose product is annotated as paired box protein shaven. Bases 66 to 1967 code for a protein of 633 amino acids. NCBI's taxonomy places the organism in Eukaryota, Metazoa, Arthropoda, Insecta, Hymenoptera, Formicidae. Gene Ontology annotation, biological process: regulation of transcription by RNA polymerase II; anatomical structure development. The transcript has 11 exons. Gene Ontology annotation, molecular function: DNA-binding transcription factor activity, RNA polymerase II-specific; RNA polymerase II cis-regulatory region sequence-specific DNA binding. The record is from RefSeq and is a predicted model, not a curated record.
GCGAGGUGUUGUCCGAGAUAGAGGAGGGUGGCGGGAGGAGAGGGUUGGAAGAAGGGUGGCGUGCUAUGAUCAGCAUGGAGCUUCCGGCACACGCGACGCAGCAUGGUGCUUUACAUCUGGGGGUCGGAGUCGGGGUCAAUCCGGGUGACCCAGCCGGAAGUGCCUUAGCCGCCAUUCACCCGCAUCCCCAGGAUCCUCUAGCUCUUCACCAUCAUAAUCAUGGUGCUGCGACACCCGGAGGUAUGCAUGAGGACUCCAAGAAAAAACAUGAUGGCGGCCACGGAAUGAACCAGGAUGGUCAUGGCGGAGUCAACCAACUCGGUGGCGUCUUUGUGAACGGAAGGCCCCUACCGGAUGUAGUCAGGCAGAGGAUCGUCGAGCUCGCGCACAGCGGCGUCCGACCGUGCGACAUUUCGAGACAACUCAGGGUAUCUCAUGGCUGUGUAUCCAAGAUACUGUCGAGGUAUUAUGAGACCGGUAGCUUCAAAGCCGGUGUCAUAGGAGGCUCCAAGCCGAAAGUAGCAACGCCGCCGGUCGUCGACGCGAUUGCUAAUUAUAAAAGGGACAAUCCGACGAUGUUUGCGUGGGAGAUUAGGGACAGGUUACUGGCUGAAGGCAUUUGCUCGCAGGACAACGUGCCAUCCGUCUCUUCCAUCAAUCGGAUCGUGAGGAACAAGGCGGCGGAGAAGGCGAAGCACGCGCAUCAGCAACAGCAGGCGCAGCAGCAGCAAGGUCAACAGCAAGGCCAGCCAGGAUCGGGCGGUUCCGUGUCGGUGAUAGCACAUGCACCUGCGACGGCAGCAGGUCAUCCAGCUGCCACCGCUCCCAACGCCUACAGUAUCAGUGGCAUCCUGGGUAUCCCGGCGCACCAUCAGGAUCCCAAUGGUAACAGCAUUAAGAGAAAACGCAGCGUUGACGAUGAUAAUCGCGACCUGAAUGACCACGCCGACAACGAUUUGAAAAGGCAAAGGAACAACUACAAUGGCGAUCAGUUGUAUUCAAACCUGUGGUCGAGUAAAUGGAGCAUCAAGGACGAGCACAAGCUCCUGAGCGAGCUUGGUGGCGGUGGAGGCGGCGGUACGACCGGUGGUACGAACGGCGGUGGAAACGGCGGUGGAAACGGCGGUGGUGGAAAUGGUGGUAGUGGCGGUGGUGGCGGCGGCGGCACUGGCGGCGGUUAUUACGAACACAGUGGAUUCCCCGGGAACGCUAUUGCCACCUCCGCCGAGCUGUACGACUCCCUGGGCACCAUCAGUACGAUGACGCAAGCGCAAACGCCUCAUCUCUACACCCCGCCCAUAGGGGGCACCAUAGCAGGUGGUACUUUGACGCCGCUCGCGCCACUGACGAUGCAAGAACUAAAAUUGAGCCAAACAUUGGACGGGGCUAACAUGUCUCCUUACCACACCACCGCAGAGAGCAGUACCGUCGCAGUAUCGUAUGUCGGGGUGGGGGCCGGUGGGGGCGAGCAAAGUCCCCCGAUUUCGUUGCAGAACGAGACAAACGCCACCCCCGCGGCCCCCAACACCCCCGGAGGGGAUCCCGGACUGACGGUCUUGCAGCCGCCAGUUUCUCAGCCCCAGGUAGCCUCUGCGAUACCGCCGUACUCGACGAUGCUUCCAAGUUUCGGACACUACGCCACCGGUGGUGGCGACUACGCGUAUAGCGCUGCGUAUUCCCAAUAUUCAAGUGCACCGUACAGCGGCUAUGGUUAUGGAGCAGCGACAAGCGGGUUGCUCAACUCCACGUACUACUAUUGCAACGGAGACACGUCCACUCAUACAUCGCAGCAGGGCGGCAGCGGUUGUACCAGCGGUGGUCCGGAAAGCAGCGCCGACGUGGCCAGUCGUUCGCCUCUGGCAGCUACCAGGGCCAGCAGCGGGGCCAGCGCGGCCUCACCGACCGGAAGCGCCUGCACGAAACCGGACCACACCUCCGCCACACCGACGGACCUUUACCUGGCUUGAUGAUCGAAUCACACGACGGGAGUCUCGACCGAACGUUCCCCUAUGGUCAGCGGAGAGACAGUGAGCUGCGACAACGGACGCCAUAUCACGAAGAGACAUCUCGACUUUAAGCAAUGAUCUCCUUUUAACUCCCUUGGGAAUGCGCGAUGGAAAAUUCGGAGUGCGAAAGAUAUCGGUGAAUCUACAGGGAAGAUUAAAUGUACCGAAGAAGAAGAAGAAGAAGAAGAUUAGGAUGGCUCGCGAUGAGGAAUGUUAAAACGAAUCUAGAAUUAGCUGUACUCGGAGUUUUAAAUUCCAUUGCGUUCAAGAUGAAUGACAGGACUUGGGAAUUUGUUCUAAUCGAGCGCGCGACGUGAUUCCGCGCAAAAUGAGCUAGACGCGAGUGACGGUCACGUCAGAGUAUUGGCGUACAGAGUUCCCUCGUAUUGCCACUGUUCUUCGCAGUAUGAACGUUCCCCUCUAUGUUUUAUUUAUUAAUCGUAAUUCGAAGAAUCAUCGACCGAUUGACUUGUCAAUUGUUAAUGGUGGCGAUGCGAGUGAAUCUCGAAUGCUCGAAAGCGUUGAAAACAGCGUCGCCGCGCUGGAGAGCCGCGGUGGUAGGUAGUUUAAUUUAAUGAUCCUCAGUUAGUGUAA